GUCAACAAUCGACAAUCUUCAGAAAAAAUUGACAGACAGCGUCAAGAGAAAAACGAAAACCUCACUUCACUAUUUCUAUUUUUUGUGCAAGAUAUCGAAUGGAUAAAUCUGUAAUUAAAAUUUAAUUACUAAAAUUCAGUUUAAUUCUUUAGCACGAACAUAUUAUCAUUCUGGAUUCCCAAAAGAGGACAUAUUUAGACAUCUACAAGAUGGAUUUGGCCGAGACGAUGAAGAGUGUAUUGGCUAAAAGCACUGGAACUUCAAGUGGAGCGGCGAGUACGUCAAGCUCAGCGACCCCGCACGGCGCCGAGGGCUAUGUCACCGAGAAACUGUACAUGCUGCUGCAGCUAUACCUACAGAACAAGGGCUGGAGCCCCAGCAUAGAACUGUUACAGUGUUUCAGUGAUCUCAAAGAGUCCUCCAUGCUUCCCAGUGCUGCAUAUUUACAAAUGAUGGCAUCCAGAGUGGGUUUAGAUACACAGGGGAGACUGAUUCUUCGCGAAAAUGGCAAAAUUAUAUUACCAUAUGAACAUUUCGCAAAUGCUGUUAUGUUGAAACACAUGAAUGGGCCUCAUGGACUCCAUUUAGGAUUAGAAGCCACUGUCAGAGCUGUUGUGGAGUCAUAUACAAUAGGCAGAGAGCAGUUUGGAAUGGAGAAGGAGUUCAUUAUAGAAGUAGUGCAGAACUGCCCCAACCCAGCCUGCCGGUAUUACAAGAACCAGCUAGAGAUGACACAGAAGUCAAUACAACAGCAUCUGUCACAGCAGCCCACAUACAUACCUGAUGCGGGUGCUUCCAACUUGCCUGACAGCCAGGCGGUGGAGCGUCUGUUACGCAGCACGGCUCUCGCACAAGACUACCAGCUUCCGCUUGCACCACAUCUCGCCGCUCUCAGUGAGUUGUUAUCAAGCCUAACAGGCGAGAAGUCAGAUCGUCGCAGCCAGGACAAGCUAUCACAGCACCAACAGAUGCUGCUUCAGCAUCAGAACCGAUCACUGGGCCAUCAGUCGUCCAUUGACAAGUACGCUCACUCUCAACAACGCUCCUCCAGCUCUUCACAAGCCAGUCUCGACACCAAGUCUAAGCAUCAUUAUUCUGAUGAGCAUAAGCUCACUGAUUUCCUGAGGGCUAACCUGGAGAGCCUGGAGUCGCUGUCGGGCGGCUCUACGCACGCGGAGCGCGGCGCGGGCGGGCAGGAGCGCGUGGUGCGCGCGUUCGCGGAGCUGGCGCGCAACCUGCAGCGCAUGCGGCCCUGCGUGCGCCCCGCCAUGUGCAAGCCCUACGGCAAGCAGAGCGAGCAGCUGCAGAAGAUACUGUUGGACACAAUCCAGUUGGUGCAGUCACUGCGCAGCUAUCUGCCGCCGCCACACAUUCAGGUCACCUCGUGGAAGAAUGAUGAUAAACUCCGCUCUAACAACAUGGAGGAGCUGGAGAGCCGUAAGAUAGUGAGCGGCAACUAGCCACCGGACGCCAGCGCCGCCGACGGCUGAGCCGCGGUGACGUCACCACGCCCGCUCUCCACACGGUUCGAUCUGACCAUUGUAGCUUGCAGCAACACAUAUCUAUACAUAUAUAAACUACGUCUUGUAAUCUCAUAUUAGCAAUAGAACCGUAGACACAAUGUAACGUGUUAUAAUAGUGUUGUAUAUCAAUAUUAUCACAUCUCUUGCUGUAAACUUCAAUAUUCAGGCCACAUCUGAUGUUAACUUCAUAUUUAAUCAAUAUCAGCAUUUUAUUCGUAAAAGUAAUUUCUCGAUUACAACUUGUCAUUAGGUAGUGUGUAAGUUGAGAUAAAAUUUCCAUUUAUUUGGAAUGUUGUACCUUGAGAGUGAAACCGUGUCGGACACCGAGCUGUCGAAUAUUUUAUUAUUUAGUAAUAUUGUUGUACGGAUCUGUGCGUCUACGCUUACGCUGAAUUACUUGAAUAUCGGGCGGGAGAAGAUUGUGUAACAGCAUGUUCAGCACAAACUUGAUUCAUAUAAUAAUGUAGUUGUUUAUCUGCUGUCCUUGUUUUUGCGGUUUUUAUUGCUUUACUUGUUGGUGUUUGCAGAAGUUUCUUUUUAUAUUUUACUUACAUUUUUUCCAUAUUAUCUGUUGUAAAAGUUCAUACAGUCGAUGUAUGUUAUUGCUUUCGUUGUUACUGAAUGUAUUUAAUGGUUAAAGUUUUUUUCUACCGUAAUUUGAAGAUUCGUCCUAAUUAUUUUAAGUUUAAUCUCAGUUAUUAUCGUAAGUGCAUUAUUUACACUGUGAUAGAAGUGUAAUAGGAGUAGGUCUGAGCGAAGUCUUGACAUGAAUGUUACUUAGGAACGUAUGUAGUAGUGAGCGUCGCCGGCUGCUCGCCGAGUAUUAUGCGCAUUAUGUAAUAAAGUUUGAUCGCCAUGUCUUGUCUUGUGAGUGAUAGGGAGGUUAGUAUCUUAUUGAAGACUGCAAAUUUUUCACGUCUUAGCUGAUGUUGCCUGUGGAUUUAUAAAAUUAGGAUCUGUAAGAAAUGAUGAGAUGUGCAUACUGUACACUGAGACACUUGUCGCCUCGUACAAAACGGAAUUUUAUUCAUAAGGUUUUAGGUAUAAAUUAUUAUUCGUAGUUAGGACACUUUUUCACGUACCUAUUAUUAUUUUGAUGUCUCAGUGUACAGUAGAGUAAAUAGACGGUCGAAGGAGCUUAGCUGAAGUGGACUUUGAUCGAGAUGUAUCACUGAUAGGAGUCACUAUUUACUUCCAUAACAUCAUCAUGUGAAAUAAUGGACUACAUAAGUUUAAUGAUUAGUGCAAUAAUUAGGCAAAGCCUACUUUAAAUUUAAAGUUUUGUAUCUUAGUACUGUAAUUCUACAUUAUAAACAUAAUUUGUCAUAUUCGCAUCACAACGGAGGUGAGUGUGAGGUUGUAUUGUAUAGCGUAAGUACCAGAUUCUGACAUGGUCUCGGUUCAUUGGAUUGUUGUACGCAUCACAAUUUAUUUGAUUAUUGUCAAAUAACAUUAAUUGUAAGCAGCUUUUUGUAGGUAAGUGCGUUGUACACUUAUGUUGUAUUUCAUAUUCGUAUUAGCGGUCGGUUAUGACAGAACUAUAAUCGGCAUAAUAUUCUACGUUACAACUCUUGUCUCGGUACAUUAUCCAAAUAUUUACGAGGCUACUAUGUUUUCAUCGACAACUAACAAUACACCUAGUAUUAAUUAAGUUGAUAUAACCGUCAAAAUCUUACUCUUGAAAAAGUAUUAUAAACUUCCAAAAGAAUCUCUCUCUGUAUUAGAAUUAUAAGCUUUCUAGUCAAAAAUGGAUUUCAUAUUGCAUUUUUUUAUUGAUAUAAUCGGAAUUCUUUCAUAAGGUAUUGGAAAUUGAUAAAUUUUAAUGUGACUUAUUUCUUUGAAGCUCUCUGUCAGUUCAGCGUGCUAUUAUUUUUGCGCAGAAAUAACUUGAUCUCGUACCAUUGCACGUAACUACAUGGUAUUCACGUUCUGAACAGUAGGGCGACAAUGGCAGAGUAUGAAACUGAAUAUUUUCUAUUAUAUUACUUCCUCUUAGUGAUGGUUAAUUCAUACGUAAUAACAUAGUCUUUUGUAUUGUAUUGUAGUAUUUACGGACACGUUAAAUUAUUCAUCAUCAUCAUCAUUCAUUAGUAUAUUUAUCCUCUGUAAAAGCAUUUAUUAUUGUUUGGUAAAACGUACCCGUAAUUUUCAACAGCGAAUAACGUUUGGCAUCUGAAUUCUGUGAUAAAUUUUUAUUCAAUCAAAAUCUAAUUUUGACAUAACGCAAUACCAAUCGGAAAAUUAGUUACUAUUUUACAUUAUUUUAAAAUUGUGUUUCGAAAUUUAUUUAAGUUUAUAGUGUAUCAGCUGGUGAUUGCUUGGUUUUAGACUGAUCCAAAUUGAGAAAUACACGACACAAGGAGGUGUCAACAAACCUCUAGUAUUACUAUUAUUUCGCCGAUACAGAAGUCGAUUCGGUAUUUAAGCAAUCACCAGUUGUAUUUAUGUAGUAUCAAAAUUGGCCUUGCCAUGUAAUUUAUUAUUUGUAUCUGAAGAUUCUUUUAAUGUAAUGGUGGUAAUUUAGUAAUGAAAAGCAGUGCUUAGAAGUAAAUAAAUAAAUAAUGACAAAA
Helicoverpa armigera (cotton bollworm) is the source of this 4093-nucleotide messenger RNA. RefSeq lists its product as uncharacterized. Lineage: Eukaryota; Metazoa; Arthropoda; Insecta; Lepidoptera; Noctuidae. Bases 210 to 1460 code for a protein of 416 amino acids. The record is from RefSeq and is a predicted model, not a curated record. The transcript has 9 exons.